Hemibagrus wyckioides is the source of this 3099-nucleotide messenger RNA. Its product is annotated as P2Y purinoceptor 2-like. Bases 1358 to 2338 code for a protein of 326 amino acids. Gene Ontology annotation, molecular function: G protein-coupled UTP receptor activity; A1 adenosine receptor binding. The record is from RefSeq and is a predicted model, not a curated record. Lineage: Eukaryota; Metazoa; Chordata; Actinopteri; Siluriformes; Bagridae. Gene Ontology annotation, biological process: G protein-coupled receptor signaling pathway. Gene Ontology annotation, cellular component: plasma membrane. The transcript has 2 exons.
AUGCCAAAUGCAAUACAGUACGCGGGAGUGAAAAGCUAUCGCCCAACGUGGGGCUCGAACCCACGACCCUGAGAUUAAGAGUCUCAUGCUCUACCGACUGAGCUAGCCGGGCCUGAGUUUGUACCCUCCGAACAGUGACUCCCAGAGGCCAUCUGCAGUUAUUUCUUCUUCUUAUGCCCUUUAUAGGUAACGUGCACGUUUUUCACUUUUAAUACAUUUUUUUUAUACAACUUUUUAUUCAACCUACAAUAUUUGCAUGUUUUUUUUUCAGAUAAUCAAUUUUACAAGAGUCAGGGGCAGAAUUAAUUUUCUCUCAACUUUGUGCAAACCCAGGAAGCCUGUAGCCACUUAUCUAAAUAAGUGUAUACACAGCAAUAUAUACAGUUGAAUGUACAUACAGCAGAAUGGCCUUAUGCGGUUACUCUUGCCAGUAACCGCAUAAGUCAGCCGCAUUAAUAUAGCAUUUAUAAUUAUUUUGUUCAUGAAAAACAUCAACCUCCGCCCAACGUGGGGCUCGAACCCACGACCCUGAGAUUAAGAGUCUCAUGCUCUACCGACUGAGCUAGCCGGGCAGCUAUAACGUUUAAGGACCGCUGCACAGUUAUAUACAAUCAACGAUUUUGCAACAAUCAAGAUUUAGAAAACUUAGAAAUAUCUUGUGCUUUCAGAUUCCAAGAACUUGAAAACAAAUAAUUAAUCAGGUCUUUAAACAGUUAUUACAAAAUAUUAAAGGCCUAAAAUAAUUAAUAUUAUAUUACCUAAACUCAGGGCAAUGAACAAAUUAUUAAUUGCUGUUAUGUUUGACACUGGUUCAAAAUGAAAAAAGCAGCACAGGUUUAACUGUUUAAACCCUUUUUGCAUGAACAAGAAAUUAUACCAUACCUGACAAUUACAUACACCAGGGGAUAUACUUUAUUGUUGCUGUUAGUUUACAUCCAAAAUAGUCAAUUUGUGUGUGUGUGUGUGAGAUGUCCUCACAGCAUUUGGCUUUUCUCCACAAAAACAUCAUUUUGUGUGUGUGUGUGUAUGUGUGAAUUGAUAGGAAGGUCAUUUGUAUUUCCAGAGAAGCUUCCAUUUCUCCUUCCACUGAUGCCUGCAUAAGCGUCUGUCAUAAAAGCAUGCAUUUUGCCAUUUUUCACAAAACAGUAAGAGAUUCAGUCACUUUCUUGCCAUGAGAGAGAGAGAGAGAGAGAGAGAGAGAUGUUAUCAGUAGGAUUCAUGCAAUGACUUGCCCAGUGAGUUGACACGCCUUCACAUGUGAAAGGUUCAACCUGAGGAAUUGGGAGAAAGAGAGAAAGAAAACACACUAGGAUCAUUUCUUCUGGAUUAUUCAUUACACUUACUUCCAUGAAGCAAGAUGGCUGCCUUAAACAUUUCCAGCUUCAUCAACAACACUUCUCAAUACCAAUGCAAGUUCAAUGAGGACUUCAAGUACAUCUUACUUCCUGUCAGCUAUGGAUUGGUGUUUAUAGUUGGCUUGGUGCUCAAUGUCAUUGCGCUGUAUUGCAUUUUGUUCCGGGUCAAACAAUGGAGUCCGAACACUAUCUAUAUGAUCAACCUGACUGUGUGUGACACACUCUACAUCCUCACAUUACCGUUCCUGAUCUACUACUAUGCUGACAAAAAUGACUGGCCUUUCACUGAAGGUUUCUGCAAACUUAUACGCUUUCUUUUCUAUACCAAUCUGUAUGGUAGCAUCCUUUUUCUCAGCUGCAUCAGCAUCCACCGCUUCCUUGGAAUUUGCCACCCGGUCCGAUCGAUGCAGUGGGUUAACGCCCGCCGUGCCCGUUCGGUCUCGAUCCUCGUUUGGGUAAUUGUUCUUAUCUUCCAGGCACCAAUGCUCUACUUUUCCCGAACCACCAAUCAAGUCUGCCAUGAUACCACAUCCCAAGACCUGUUUCAUUACUUUGUGGGCUACAGCUCAGCCAUUUCAGUCAUUUUGUUUGUGAUACCCUUUGCAACAGUGUUAGUCUGCAAUGGGAUGAUGGUGCGAAAACUUCUAGAGCCCACCACUAUUGGAGGUGCCACGUCUCGGCGUUCCAAGCAAAAGUCAGUGAAGAUGAUCGUCAUAGUGCUGUUGGUCUUCAUACUCUGCUUUCUGCCUUUCCACCUCACACGGAGUCUGUAUUACAGUUUCCGAUACUUCAAAGUGAACUGUACACUGUUGGAAGGUUCUAACAUAGCUUACAAGGUCACAAGGCCACUAGCCAGUGCAAACAGCUGUAUCGACCCCAUCCUCUACUUCAUGGCAGGACAGGGUUUUCGACAAAGCGUAAGCAAGAAAUACAAGCAAUCUCAGAGACAGGGGGACAGCAAAUGCCUCUCAACCCCUUUAUGAACGAAUUAUUCGGAAUCUAAAGGACAAACAUGUGCAAUGGAUUAAAGAAAGUUAUAGAUUGCAUAGAAAUGCUUUCAUGACUGCAGGCUAAAUGGAUGCAUCCUUGGUUGAACUUGGGUGUCUCCAAACUGUCAAUAACAUUAUAAAGUAUUAGGCGUAGGCACAAUUAAACAUCAAAAACAGGCUUUUAAAUAUCAGGUCACAAAUGAGGAUAGGAUAGAAACACUUACCAAAAUAAACUAAUCUGUAGCUCUGUACAACACAUGGAGACAAGAUACAAUGAAAUGAGAACAAUUUAAAUUUAUUUCCAAUAUUCUCUGGUUUAGAUUUUUCUUAUUAAAAUAAGAAGAAGUAAUAUUUUGGAUAUUAUUUAAAAGCUAAAUCCAUAUGAGAGUACUAAACAUCUCUAGAGAAGCCACAAAGCACUUUUUGUAAUUUCAACAAAAGUCUGUUGUUGAGAGCCACUGUGUUUAUGCUCAUGAGUUCUAUUCUCGGACUGUAUAUUUUCACAUUCAUAAAAUGCUUUGGAUAAAUGCAAUCUUAAAUAUGUAAAUAAUGAAAUGUAUUAAAAUGCUUAAACAGCAAGCUUGGGAUAUGUUGAGCUUGUCUGCAGAUAAGACUGGAAACAAACAGGUGAAAGAAGUUUAUUUUGUUAUUAAGGGUGUAGGGAGUAUGGAAGUGUUUCAGGGAUAUGGACAAAUCCUUUGGAUCACUAUUACUAAAUGGAUUACCAGGAUUUAAAAAAAAAAAAAAAAGUUUUU